CCCGCUAUGAAUCCUGUCAACGAAACGGAGAGAAGUACAGAACAUUAUAUUUUCGCACUUGGCACCUACAAACUUCUCGCUUUCACCAUUGGGACUAUCGGGGUGUUCGGCUUCUGUAACAACGUCGUUGUCAUCGUGCUGUACUGUAAAUUCAAGAGACUGAGGACCCCCACCAAUCUGUUACUGGUCAACAUUAGUUUGAGUGACCUGCUGGUUUCUGUCAUUGGAAUUAACUUUACCUUUGUUUCGUGCCUCAAAGGCGGAUGGAUCUGGAGCCAGGCGACAUGCAUCUGGGACGGCUUCAGCAACAGCCUAUUCGGCAUCGUCUCCAUCAUGACCCUGGCUGCUCUGGCCUAUGAGCGCUACAUCCGGGUGGUCCACGCCCAGGUGGUGGACUUCCCCUGGGCGUGGCGGGCCAUCGGCCACAUCUGGCUGUACUCCGUGGUGUGGACGGGCGCUCCUCUGCUGGGAUGGAACCGCUACACGCUGGAGAUCCAUCGGCUGGGCUGCUCCCUGGACUGGGCCUCUAAGGACCCGAAUGAUGCCUCCUUCAUCCUCCUCUUCCUCCUGGCCUGUUUCUUUGUGCCUGUGGGCAUCAUCAUCUACUGCUAUGGAAACAUCCUUUACACAGUGAAUAUGCUGCGCUCCAUCCAGGACCUUCAGACGGUUCAGAUCAUCAGGAUCUUGCGGUACGAGAAGAAGGUGGCCGCCAUGUUUUUGCUGAUGAUCACCUGCUUCCUGGUGUGUUGGACGCCCUACGCUGUAGUGUCCAUGUUGGAGGCCUUCGGCAGAAAGAGCAUGGUCUCUCCCGUGGUGGCCAUCAUCCCCUCGUUCUUUGCCAAGUCCAGCGCGGCCUACAACCCCCUCAUCUACGUGUUCAUGAGCAGAAAGUUCCGGCGCUGUUUGCUGCAGCUGCUGUGCUCGCGGCUGUCUUGGUUGCAGCGCAGCCUCAAAGAGCGCCCCAUGACUCCGGUCCAACGGCCCAUACGACCGAUCGUCAUGUCCGGAAACUACGGCAGCAGGAACCGACCUAAGAAGAGGGUGACUUUCAGCUCCUCCUCCAUUGUCUUUAUCAUCACCAGCAAUGACUUCCACCAACUGGAUGUGACCUCCAAGGCUAGAAUCCCUGCGGAGGUUAAUGUCAUUCAAAUCAGGCCACUCUGA
Trematomus bernacchii (emerald rockcod) is the source of this 1164-nucleotide messenger RNA. It is a transcript of the gene opn3, whose product is annotated as opsin 3. Lineage: Eukaryota; Metazoa; Chordata; Actinopteri; Perciformes; Nototheniidae. The record is from RefSeq and is a predicted model, not a curated record. The transcript is spliced from 4 exons. Gene Ontology annotation, biological process: visual perception; G protein-coupled receptor signaling pathway. Gene Ontology annotation, cellular component: membrane; photoreceptor outer segment. Gene Ontology annotation, molecular function: G protein-coupled receptor activity. Bases 7 to 1164 code for a protein of 385 amino acids.